AUGGGAGCCUCGAAUGAAUAUAAACCACCAACUCAAGGCAUCUUCGCUCUUCUGCCCUCCGCAUUGACUCCGUACGCUGAGCUUAUGCGACUGCAUCGACUGGCCGGAUGUUAUUUCUACUACUGCCACUAUGUUAUCGGGCUGAGCUUUGCUGCCUGUGUGGCCCCAUCCCCUCCGAAACCAUGGCUACUCAUCGUCCAGGCCUCAUACUUCAUGGCCUGGGUAUUGAUUUUGCGUGGGGCUAUGUGCACUUGGAACGACAAUGUUGAUCACGACCUUGAUCGUCAGGUUGCUCGAACUCGGCUGCGACCUAUUGCCCGAGGUUCAGUGAGCCCCGUUCAAGGUCAUGUCUUCCUUCUACUGCAGCUCGUCGUUGGCGCCAUAAUACUCCAAGUUCUGCCCACGUCCUGCCUCUUCUACGCAGCCAUCACCACAUUAGCAGCACUUUUCUAUCCGUUUUGCAAACGUGUAACACAUUUACCGCAAGUAUUUCUGGGCCUUGGCUUCGGCCUAGCUAUCUUUAUGACCGGCGCAGCCCUCAACGUGGACUUCAUUCUACAGCAUUCAUCCAAUGACGGCGAUGGCCAUCACCGUCUACUCGCAGCUCUGUGUCUCUAUGCUGCCAGCGUCCUAUACACCGUUAUUGUGGAUACUCUGUAUGCUUACCAAGACAUGGAGGAUGACAUCAAGGCUGGCGUAGGCUCGCUAGCGGUUCGCCUUGGAAGAACUCCGAAAUUGGUUUUUUCGUUCAUGGCGGCCGCGCAAGUCGUAUUUCUAGUCGUUGUUGGUAUUCUCAGCCAGUUUUCAGUCAUUUACUUUGUGGGAUCAUGUGGCACAACGGCUCUUGUUCUGGUUUCUAUGGUCUCUCUGGUCAAUUUGACCGACCCUGCCAGUUGUGCUUGGUGGUUUGGUCCGGGUUCUUGCAUUUUAGGGGCUUCGAUGGCGAUAGGCAUGAUUGGGGAGUAUGCUAAACGACAAGUAUCAAGUGCGUACUUAUGA
This is a messenger RNA of Penicillium samsonianum, 999 nucleotides long. RefSeq names its product 4-hydroxybenzoate octaprenyltransferase. Gene Ontology annotation, molecular function: 4-hydroxybenzoate polyprenyltransferase activity. Lineage: Eukaryota; Fungi; Ascomycota; Eurotiomycetes; Eurotiales; Aspergillaceae. Gene Ontology annotation, biological process: ubiquinone biosynthetic process. Bases 1 to 999 code for a protein of 332 amino acids. The transcript has a single exon. Gene Ontology annotation, cellular component: mitochondrial inner membrane. The record is from RefSeq and is a predicted model, not a curated record.